AUGCGGUGGUCCUUGUUCCCCGUCGUAUCGCUGCUGGCUCCUCUGCUGCAGGCCAGCCCGGUCGGCGACGUCCAAGCUGGCGCCGAGGCCUCUGCUACAGCCACGGCAACGUCCGCAUUGCCUAGACUUGUUGUCUACUUCCAGACCACGCAUGACCAGAGCGGCAAUCCUAUCUCCAUGCUGCCUCUCAUCAACGAGAAGGGAAUAGCCUUGACCCAUCUCAUUGUCUGCUCUCUCCAUGUCAACAAGGACUCGGAGGUUCAUCUGAAUGACUACCCCCCAGGCGAUCCUCACUUCUACACGCUGUGGAAUGAAACGAAGCAUAUGAAGCAAGCUGGUGUGAAAGUCAUGGGUAUGAUUGGAGGAGCCGCCUCUGGCUCCUUUGAUUCAUCGACCCUCGACGGAGACUCCGCGACCUUUGAAAAAUACUAUGGACAAGUCCGAGACAUUAUUACCAAGUUUGGUCUCCAAGGCAUGGACCUGGAUGUUGAACAGCCAAUGAGCCAGUCUGGUAUAUCCAGACUAAUCAGCCGACUACGCAAAGAUUUUGGAUCUGGAUUCAUUAUCACGCUAGCACCAGUCGCAUCUGCGCUGCGGAAUGGUGGAAAUCUCAGCGGCUUUGACUACAAGUCUCUCGAAUCCAGCAAUGGCCGGGACAUCUCCUUCUACAAUGGGCAAUUCUACAGCGGAUUCGGCACCAUGGCACGCACCGACGACUACGUAAAGAUCGUGUCCAACGGCUUUGCAGCGUCAAAGGUCCUCGCUGGUCAGCUCACUUCUUCCGACAACGGAUACGGCUAUAUCCCAUACAGUCAAUUAAACGCGACUGUUAUAUCUCUUCGCAAAAAGUACGGCCAAAUCGGCGGUGUGAUGGGAUGGGAAUACUUCAAUAGCGAGCCCGGCGGCACCCGAGAGCCCUGGAAGUGGGCACAAGUUAUGACUGAAAUUCUCCGCCCCAACUCCGUUCCCAACCUGAAGAUCACAUUGGACGAUGCGAACCAUCUCACCAACGUAUAUGACCAUACUGUGGGCAGGUCAUCCCCGAAUGCCCGCCCAGGAUCGCGGGCUAUUGACUACUACGCGAUGGUUAAUGCGUAA
This is a messenger RNA of Akanthomyces muscarius, 1098 nucleotides long. RefSeq lists its product as uncharacterized. The record is from RefSeq and is a predicted model, not a curated record. Gene Ontology annotation, biological process: carbohydrate metabolic process. Lineage: Eukaryota; Fungi; Ascomycota; Sordariomycetes; Hypocreales; Cordycipitaceae. Gene Ontology annotation, cellular component: extracellular region. Bases 1 to 1098 code for a protein of 365 amino acids. Gene Ontology annotation, molecular function: chitinase activity. The transcript has a single exon.